AUGGAAAAAGAACCAUUUGUUGAGUUACAACGUGUAUUGUCAUAUCAAUAUUAUGAUACAAUAAUUACUGAUUUAACAUACUUUCACCCACAAAAAUGUGAACAAGUUAUUGAACAUUUCAAUUUAGCAAAAAAUAUCAUCAAUAAUGAUAAAAUUAAAUUAAAUAUUUCUCCAAUAAAAUUUUAUUCUGUUGGAUUAUUUAUUAGCCAAAUUAUUGAAUAUCCAAUAAAUAUAUCUUUAAGAAAAACUAUUAUAGAAUUUUAUUGUACAUUAUUUGAAAAAAUUAAUAAAAUAUAUGGAUCUCCAUUUAUUGAUGAGUACAUUUUAAAAAUCAUAUUUUUACAUUUUUAUGAUGAGUAUUAUGGUUGUUAUUCAAUUAGUGGUUUAGAAGAAAAUAGUUAUAUAGAAGAUUCUAAAAUAAGAAUAUCUUCAUUUAAAAUAUGUAUUGGAUGUAUAUAUAAAAAAGAUAUGAAACAACUUUUUAAUGGUGAAGGUGUCUUCGACAAAAUUAUACAUAUAUUUUAUAAAAAAGCUGCAUAUUUUUUUCAAUUUUUAAUAAUUCCUUCAGUAUUUUGUAAUAUUGAAGAAGAUGUUUGCAAUAUUAUUAAUAUAUCUGCAUCUAUUUUUGAUUCAUUAGAAGAGUAUCUUAAAAUAAUAAUUGAUUUGGAUAAUUUAUGUUUUAGUGAAAAAAUAACAAAUGAAUUAUUGGAAAAGAUGUCUAUAACUAUAAAAUUAAUGUUUUCAACUAUCUUAGGGGAAUCAAUUCAUGAUACACUUUUAAAUUCUAUUUACUUAGAAGGAGUUAAAUAUAAUCUUUGUAAAAUAAUAUCCUUUAUUUUAAAAUUUACUAUUUUUUUAAAUAAUGAAAAUCAUAUAAUGAUAUUUAAAGAAUCAGUUAAAAAUGUAGCUAAAAUUAUAUUAAAAUUAUGUUUAAUGGAAAAUACACCAACAACAUGUAUUGAGUCAAAACCUUGUACUAAUUAUCGUUUUGAAUUAAAGGAAAUUAAGAAGUUCCUUGUAUCCAUUCAAUCAAAAUUUAAUUUCUUAAUUGUAUCUGAAAAUGUACAAUUGGAUGAAAGUAGAAAUGAAGAGAUUGAAAAAGAUAUUAUAAAAUCUUUGGAAGUAAUGGAAAUAUAA
Molecule: messenger RNA, 1137 nt
Organism: Strongyloides ratti
Lineage: Eukaryota; Metazoa; Nematoda; Chromadorea; Rhabditida; Strongyloididae
Exons: 1
Coding region: 1-1137 (378 amino acids)
Source: RefSeq, a predicted model, not a curated record